CAGUGGAGGGAUUGGCAGAGAGGGGUGGAGGACACUGAGUGGAAGCCAGUGGAGGGAUUGGCAGAGAGGGAUGGAGGACACUAAAUGGAGGCCAGUGGAGGGAUUGGCAGAGAGGGGUGGAGGCCAGUGGAGGGAUUGGCAGAAAGGGAUGGAGGACACUGAAUGGAGGCCAGUGGAGGGAUGGCAGAGAGGGGUGGAGGCCAGUGGAGGGAUUGGCAGAGAGGGAUGGCGGAUACAGAACGGUUAGUAAGGUGGAGUGAUUGGAUUUGGGGCUGGAAGGACAGAUGGGAGUCCAG
Messenger RNA from Staurois parvus, 296 nucleotides. Lineage: Eukaryota; Metazoa; Chordata; Amphibia; Anura; Ranidae. The record is from the annotation of a GenBank genome assembly.